AUGGGAAAUAAGAAAUACGUGUACAUCCAACUGUCGAUGAAUAACAUCGUGCUAGGAAAGGUAUACAUAGAACUGUUCAAUGAUCCAGAGGUGAAAAAUUCCGUAGAAAAUUUCCUCUGCCUCUGUAGGGGUAACAAGUACCACAGCAUAUACUCAGGGGAGACCUUAACGUACAAAAAUUGCAUAAUCGAAAAAGUAAAAAAAAAUAAAUGCAUAAAAAGUGGGUACUUAAUAAAAAAAGUGAUUUAUGAUGAGAAGGGGAAUGCACGACCAUCGCUAGCAAGCAGAACUGAACAAUCGGAUAGUUAUCAAAAGUAUGAAAAUGUUGAAUGCAUCUUCGGUCGUAGUUAUAACAAAGAGUAUUCCAAGAGGAGACACUUCAAUGCAGGGCUUCUUACCAUGGUACAAAUUGAACAUAAGAAAUAUUCUUCCAUUUUUAAAAUUACUCUUAAUAAGGUUAGUAAAUAUAACGAUAAAAAUAUUGUAAUCGGACGAGUUGUUAAGAACAUGCAUAUUCUUAGAGCUAUAGAACUUAUACCAGUUACAAACAAUUAUGAACCCAAAAUAUGCAUCUACAUUUCCGAUUGCGCACAAGUUCAUGAAUCUGUUUUCAAACGAGAACGUCUUUCAUCUAGACAAAAAUAUAUAGACGACCUCUUCGCAACCGUGGGAGGGAAAAGUGCUAGUGCAGAUCCAGAUGCAGAUUCAGAUGCAGAUUUAGAUGCAGAUCCAGAUCCAGAUGCUCAAAGUGACGGCAGCAUUAUGGGUGAUCCUACUGACCAUGAUGAAAGUGAACAAGGAGAUGAGAAAAAACAAAUGCACAAGAAAAAAAAAACCGCCCGUAUGGAAAUUUUCAACAAAGAUGAAAAAAAAAAUAAAAUUAAAAAAAAUAAAAAUACAGAAAAAAAAAAAGGGAUAGAACUAUUGAAUCGUAUCUUAUCAGACAUAGAUUCACUUGGUACAGCAGAAUCAACAGUGCCCAUAGAAGACAUGGCUAAUACUGAAGUAAGCUCCACCAAACAAAAAAGACACUAUUGUAAAAAGGAUCCUUACCAGGAGGAAAAGAAGAAAGAAAUAAUCCACCCUCAACAAUUAGAAUCCUCCUAUGAAGAAAAUAUUUCUCGUAAAAUGACAGACAGAGAAAAAAGGAUGCUUGAAAUUGAACUCAAAAUUAACCAAUCUAAAGGGCUAAACGAAAUAGAAGUAAAGAAUGAACAGCUAAUGAAAAAUUCGCUUAUCUCUUCUCGUGGAACAUCCUCUGCAAGCAGAUUCGAUGAGUACAUAAAUUAUCAGUAUGAGAAGAAUAAUAAAAUUGCAAAUACAUCUGCGAGGAGAGUAGAGGAGCAGAUUCAGUCAAGUGAAUAUCAUCCAACAUAUGCAAACACAAGUGGCGUACAGAAUGAUGAUGAUCCCCCAAGUAGUGAUGAAGGAAAUAAAGACAUCUCAAGUAUCUACACAACAAGUGCUAUUCAUGCAAAAGGUGAAUUAAAAAAAAAAUAUAAAAACAACAAAAAUGACGUAAGCGAAGUUGAUCGGGAUGUCAAAUUUUUUAAAAAAAUGAAAUUCAAUCUUUCUAUAAAUAGAAAAAUUUAUGAAGAAAAAAAAAAAAUAUUUGGAGAAAAUUUUUACGGUCAAAAUUUAUUGAUUAAUGAUAAUUCGAAAUGUACAGAAAAUGACAAAAAUAAAGUUAUUAAAUUUUGCAAAAAGCAAGAAAUGGCCAGAAGUAAACUCAGUCGAAAAAGAAACCAUGAAGGCGAAGUAUUCAAAAAUUACAUUAACAGAAGAAACAAAAUGUAUAACAAAAAGCUCGAUCGUUACUUUAACAAGCACACGGUGGAAAUUCGCCAAAACUUGGAGAGAAACGCUUAG
Molecule: messenger RNA, 1869 nt
Organism: Plasmodium gonderi
Lineage: Eukaryota; Apicomplexa; Aconoidasida; Haemosporida; Plasmodiidae
Product: peptidyl-prolyl cis-trans isomerase
Exons: 1
Coding region: 1-1869 (622 amino acids)
Biological process (GO): protein peptidyl-prolyl isomerization
Cellular component (GO): post-mRNA release spliceosomal complex; Prp19 complex; catalytic step 2 spliceosome
Molecular function (GO): peptidyl-prolyl cis-trans isomerase activity
Source: RefSeq, a predicted model, not a curated record